This is a messenger RNA of Plasmodium relictum, 3687 nucleotides long. RefSeq names its product exoribonuclease, putative. The record is from RefSeq and is a predicted model, not a curated record. Gene Ontology annotation, biological process: nuclear-transcribed mRNA catabolic process. Bases 1 to 3687 code for a protein of 1228 amino acids. Lineage: Eukaryota; Apicomplexa; Aconoidasida; Haemosporida; Plasmodiidae. Gene Ontology annotation, cellular component: nucleus. Gene Ontology annotation, molecular function: 5'-3' RNA exonuclease activity; RNA binding. The transcript has a single exon.
AUGGGAGUUCCAACUUUUUAUAGAUGGUUGGUUACUAGAUAUCCAAAAAUAGUUAAAUCUGUUUAUGAAUCAAGAGAUAGUGAUGUAUAUUUAAGAAGAACAAAAAUAGAACAAGAUGGUGAGUUUUUUAAAGUUCAUGAUUUAGGAGAUUAUGUUAAUAAUACAGAUGAAUUACACUGUUCGGAUAAUAUUAAUGGGUACUUCGAUAAUUUAUAUUUAGAUAUGAAUGGUAUUAUUCAUUUAUGUUCUCACAGUGAUAAUAGUAAAAGAGCAAAAAGCAAUGAAGAAAUAUUUCUUAAUGUAUUUUUAUAUGUGGAAAGACUAUUUGAUGUUAUUGAACCAAGGAAUCUUUUAUAUAUGGCAAUUGAUGGUGUUGCUCCCAAAGCAAAAAUGAAUCAGCAAAGAAGCAGAAGGUUCAAAUCAAUUUUAUGCUCAGAAAUUGAAAAAAAGGCAUAUAUGGAAUUAAAAGAAAAAUUUGUUUCAGAAAAUAGAAUGGUUCCAGAAGAGUCUUCUUAUUGGGAUAGUAACGUAAUAACCCCAGGGACUCAAUUUAUGCAUGAAUUAUCUAUUGCCUUAAAAUAUUUUAUUGAACAUAAGAUAACAAAUGAUGAAAAAUGGAAAAAAAUUGUUGUAAUAUUUUCUGAUUCUAAUGUUUGUGGGGAAGGAGAACAUAAAAUUUUUAAUUUUAUAAAAUCUCAAAGAGCACAAAAAGGGUAUGAUCCUAACACUAGGCAUGUUAUACAUGGAAUGGAUGCUGAUUUGAUUAUGCUUUCUUUAGCUAGUCAUGAACCAUACUUUUACAUUCUGAGAGAAAUUAUUGAUUUGGACCCAAAAGGUGAAGAAAAAGAAAAGAAAAAGGAAUAUGUAGGAAUGCUAAAAAAUAAAGAAGAUGCAUAUUUUUGUAGUCAAUUUAUGAAUCCUAUAAAAAAGACAUGUAAUAAAUAUAAUGAUCCUAAUUAUGCCAAUGUAAAUAUAAGUAAUACAUCAUCUCUUAACUAUCAAAAUUGGAAUGAACUACAAAUAUUAGAUUUAACUAUAUUAAGAGAAUAUUUGUCGAAGGAUCUAUUUUUUGAUUCUUCAUUUAAUAUGGAAAGAUGCAUUGAUGACUUUAUAUUCAUUUGUUUUUUUUGUGGAAAUGAUUUCCUUCCUCAUUUACCAUCAAUAUCUAUAGCAGGAGGAAGUAUUGACCAACUAGUUUUGUUAUAUCAAAAAGUUUUACCUACACUGGGUGACUAUUUAAUUAACGAAGGUACUUUAAAUUUAAAAUCAUUUUUUAAAUAUGUAUCUUUUAUUGCGGAAGUUGAAAGAGAGACUUUUAUUUCACAAUAUGACUUCAAAAAAAAAAGAGAAAAAAGAGAGUUACAGAAAGAUUCACUGAAAAGAGUAAAAUGCAUUGAAGAAGAAAAAAACAAGAAUUCUAUAAGCAACAAAACAAAUAUUAAUUCUGAUGAGAAUAGUUGUAUAAAUACAAAUAACUUUUGUAGUUAUACCAAAGAAAGUAAUCUAGAACAAAAUUCCUUAGAACAACCCUCAACACGCAGCAUUAUUUCUAAAAAAAUGCUAUAUGAAUCAAAAAUUCAAAGCAUGCAACCAAUAAGAAAUAUUAGGUACAAAGACAAAAAAGGGGAAAAAAGUAUAAACUUUCUUGUCCGACCUCCAUCCAAUAUUUCUGAACAGAUAGCAGAUGAACAAACUGUAAAUUGCAAUAUAAAUGAAGUAAAAGAGAAUAAUAAUAAAGAAAAUAAAAUAGAGGCAAAAGCAAAUAGCAGUAAUAUUUAUUAUAAAAGUGAUAACAAGGAAAAUAUUAAUGAAUAUAGUAGUAAAAUGAGCACUGUCCAGAAUCCUGAUAAAAAUAAGAUAAUAUGUAACGUAGACUAUGAUGAAAGUAAAAAAUUAAAUGAUAUUAAUGAAUUUAAUUUAUUAUUAAAAGAAGCUAUAAAAAAAGCAAAUGAAUGUGAAAAUCCAAAAGAUGAUGUAGAAUUAGGCUGUGAUGAAAACCCUGAAGUGAUAAGAUUAAAAUAUUAUAAAUCUAAAUUUCACUUAGAUGAAACUGAUUAUAUAGAUGGAUUUGUUAAAAAUGUUGUUUAUAAAUAUAUUGAAGGAUUAGCUUGGGUAUUAGCCUAUUAUUUUCAAUCAUGCCCUAUGUGGCAUUGGUAUUAUCCAUAUUAUUAUGCUCCCUUAUCAUCUGAUUUAAUUAUUGACGAUAUAAGUUUUAAUUUUGAAAAAGAUGAACCCUUGUUACCUUUCGAGCAAUUGUUGUGCGUUUUGCCAUCCCAUUCAAGCCAUUGCUUACCAAAAGUCUAUAGACAUCUAAUGCUUCAUCAUGAAUCACCUAUUAUUGAUUUUUAUCCUAAAGCUUUUAAAGAAGAAGAAAAUGGAAAAAAGUAUAAAUACCAGUGGGUUAUUUUGCUUCCAUUUGUCGAUAAAGAUAGAAUAAUUAAACAUGCUAGGCCACUUCACGAUUUAUUAACAGACGAAGAAAAAAAAAGAAAUAGAAGAGGAUUAAAUAAAAUAUAUAUGGAUUCUACACAUCCUUUAUCCAAGCAAAUAACAAAAUCAAUAAAAAAAUAUUUAAAAAAAAUUAAAGAAAAUGAGAAACUAGAGGGAAAAAUAGUGAAAAAUAUAGAAAAUAAUAAAAAAAUGAAUAUUGAGCAAAUGGAUAAUACUAUUAGUAAGGAAGUAGGUACAAAACAAAAAAAAAAUAUACACAAUAGUUCUUCUUAUGAUGAUUUUUUUAAAAAUAUGAAUAUUGUAGUUCCAAUAAAUACUAAGAAAGAUGUUAAUUUAUUUGGUUAUUUGAACUGCAAGCAUGAAGAAAGCGAUGUAAAUAUUCUUAAAGAGAUAUUUAGAUUUUCCUCACAUUUCUCUACAACUUGUAAUAGUGCUUUCUUUAUACAACCAGAAUUUAAAAAACAUACAUCAUCACUUUUACCAAAUCAUAUAAAUCCAAAAAAGGUUUUAAAUGUACUUGAUAUAAAUAAUGAAGAAAGGAAACUUAGAUUUAAUGCAUCAGCUGCUAGAAGAAUGAUUUUAAAUAGUUUAAGCGCUAAUCAUCCUCAAAUAUAUUCCUUUUCAAAGGCUAAUAAUUUAAAUAGUAUAAUUAUAAACUACAAACAUUAUAAUUCAAACAUGUAUUUAAAUGACAAUAUGACGAACAAUAAUCAGAAUUAUAAUAAUAAGAAUAAGGAGCACAUGCAUAAUUAUCACAAUGUAAAUUUCAGUUCAUAUAUGAACAUUCAAAAAAACUAUCAUCAUCAUAAUAAAAACUAUCAAAAUUUAAAUUAUAAUGAGAAUUUUCCUGCACCUCAUAGAAAUUCAAGCAUAUACAAACUACCAAAAAAUAGCUCUACUUAUAUGUAUGACAAUAAAAAAGAUAAUAAUUAUCACAAUUAUGUGAAUCAAAAAAAUUUAUAUAACAAAGAUAGUGGUGCAAACUAUGAAUCUCCAUAUAAAAUUUCAUACAAUACUCAUAAUAAUAAUUAUAUAAAGAAAAGCGAAAAACCUUUUUCAAAUAAUUAUUAUAAUUCAAGUGUAAAUUAUCAUAAUAAUAAUAAUAAUAAAAAUUAUAAUAACGAGAGAAAUAAUUUUAGAAAUGAUUCCUUUAAAAACAUGAAGAACUCAAUUGGUAUGAAUAAAAGAACAACAUAUGAUGGCAGAUCAGUACCCUAUAAAAAUAAGGAAUAUUAA